This is a messenger RNA of Pollicipes pollicipes, 2649 nucleotides long. Its product is annotated as bifunctional heparan sulfate N-deacetylase/N-sulfotransferase 2-like. Lineage: Eukaryota; Metazoa; Arthropoda; Thecostraca; Pollicipedomorpha; Pollicipedidae. Gene Ontology annotation, molecular function: deacetylase activity; heparan sulfate N-sulfotransferase activity; hydrolase activity. The record is from RefSeq and is a predicted model, not a curated record. Gene Ontology annotation, cellular component: Golgi apparatus.
GUUCAAGACGGUGACGUCGUCCAGCCUGCCGCUCUUCACGUCCGGCGACCGCGGCAGGUACAGCGUCAUCGUCUUCGAGUCGUACGCCAAGUACCUGGCCAUGGACUCUUGGAACCGCGCCAUCAUGGACAAGUACUGCAAGGAGUACGACGUGGGCAUCGUGGCGUUCAUGCCGACGCAGGAGGACAGUCUGCACGGCGCGGAGCUGACCGGCUCCGGCCUGCGGAUCCACACCAACCUCGCCCUGCAGGACGCGGAGCUGAACCCCGACUCACCGGUGCUGCGGAUCGCCAGAGCCGGAGAGACUCUACGCGGCCCCGUGCCCGGUGACGUGCACACGGUGUUCGUGCACAACCACAGCUCUUACCGGCCGGUGGUGACGGCGUCCCCCCGGCACCCGGAGAUGUUCGGCGGUCGGUACCGGCGUCUCACGCUUGUCGUUCAGGACUGCGGCUACCACGACGGCAUCCGCCGCGUGCUGUUUGGCACCGGCCCGGACUUCUGGCUGAGCCGGGUGCUCCUGCUGGACAGCAUGUCGUACCUCUCGCACGGCCAGCUGGCGCACCCGCUGGACCGGCUCAUCAUGGUGGACGUCGACGACAUCUUCGUCGGUCGGUCCGGCAUUCGCAUGAAGCCGGACGAUGUUCAGGCGAUGCUGGACUCGCAGUCCCGCCUGCGGCAGCUGGUGCCCGGCUUCACCUUCAACCUGGGCUUCUGUGGCAAGAUGCUCCACACGGGCAGCGAGGAGGAGAACGCCGGCGACGACGCCCUGCUGGCGGCCGCCGACCAGUUCUGGUGGUUCCCGCACAUCUGGAGCCACAAGCAGCCGCACACAUUCGGCAACUUCAGCGAAAUCGUGCAUCAGAUGACCCUCAACAAACAGUUCGCGGAGGAGCACCAUCUGCAGGUGCAGCACCAGUACGCCGUGGCGCCGCACCACUCCGGCGUGUACCCCGUCAACAACCGCCUGUACGACGCCUGGCGGGAGGUUUGGGACAUUCGGCAGACGUCGACCGAGGAGUACCCGCACCUGUACCCGGCCGUGCAGCGGCGCGGCUUCGUCUACAAGGGUGUGCGCGUGCUGCCGCGACAGACCUGCGGGCUGUUCACCCACACCAUCUUCAUCGACAAGUACCCGGGAGGACGGCAGGCGCUGGACGACAAAAUUCAGGGCGGAGAGAUAUUCCAGACCAUGCUCAACAACCCGAUGUCGAUCUUCAUGACGCACCUCAGCAACUACGGCAACGACCGGCUGGGCCUGUACACGUUCGAGUCGGCCGCGCGCUUCGUCUCGUGCUGGACCCACCUGCGGCUGCGCACGGAGCCGCCCGACCGGCUGGCCGACCAGUACUUCCAGCGGUUCCCGGAGCAGCGCGACCCCGUCUGGGGCAACCCGUGCCGGGAUCGCCGCCACCUGAGUCUGUGGCGGAUGGCCGAGGACGCGGCCGUGUGCCAGCGCUUCCCGCGCCUGCUGGUGCUCGGGCCGCAGAAGACGGGCUCGACGGCGCUCUUCACCUUCCUCGGCCUGCACCCGACGCUGCUGGCCAGCCGACCCAGCCCCGACACGUUCGAGGAGGUGCAGUUCUUCAACGGCAACAACUACCUGAACGGCAUCGACUGGUACCUGAACUUCUUCCCAGUGCCCAACAACGACUCGGUGUACCUGUUCGAGAAGAGCGCCACCUACUUCGACAGUGAUGUGGUCCCCAAACGCGUGCAUUUCCUGCUGCCGGACGUCAAGCUGGUGGCGAUCCUGAUCAGCCCGGCGGCGCGCGCCUACAGCUGGUACCAGCACCAGCGGGCGCACCAGCUGUCGGCGGCGCUGCGCUACUCCUUCUACGAGGUGGUGUCGGCCACCAACCAGUCUGAGCGUAGCCUACGCCAGCUGAGGAACAGGUGUCUGGAGCCGGGCAAGUACGCCUCCCACCUGGAGAUUUGGCUGCGCCACUUCCCGCCGUCACAGCUGCUCCUGAUGGAAGGUGACCAGCUGAAGGACGACCCCGUCCAGGUGAUGCAGAAGGUGCAGGAGUUCCUGCAGGUGGUGCCAAUAGUGGACUACAGCCGCCUUAUCGAGUACGACGAAGAGAAGGGCUUCUACUGUCAGGUGCUGGCCGGCUCGGGGCACACCAAAUGCCUCGGCAGCGGCAAGGGUCGCCAUUACGAGCCCAUGGAGGAGCAAGCUUCCCAAUUCCUUAAGCGCUUCUACUUCAGUCACAACAUCAAGCUGAACAAGCUGCUGAAGCGGACGGGGAAGGCGGUGCCGCCCUGGCUGGUACAGGAGCUGAGCAACGUCCCCGGCGGCUGACUCCGGACUAGGCUGGCGGCAGAGUGCAAGCCCGCGCUCGUUCUGUGGCUCCGAACCGAUCCUUGGCAUUGUGAACCGCGUCUAACUAAUGUCUCCCGUUCUCCUUCCGCCGUGGUAAUCCCCUGUGACCUAACCUCGCGACGAGGGUAGUAUUGUGCUUCGCUGUACCCCAGUUGUAUUGGGGACGCGUGCACCUUGUUAGUACCACUGUUUCAUAACUGCGCAUAACCUCCGUGGAGACCGCCCGUCUUGUUGACGCGGGCAUUGUCGACAACUGAUCGUUCAUGGACUCCCAGAUGGCACGAGCGUUCCCUCGUGGAAACUUCCGAACCGUUUGCCGCUUC